AUGUCUACGGAGGAUCAUAAAACUGAUCAGAUUCCUGAAUUGUCUCCACACUACUCAGAAACUCAUUGUGAAGACCAGUCUAGAAGAAAUAGCCUCCGAAUGGAUCCUUUGUUAGAAUUAGAAUUAGCUAAAGUACGUUUAGCUCAUAUAGAAAAGGAAAUUGAGUUAGAACAGCUACGGCAAAAAGGAAAAGACUAUUGUAACCAAAUUCAGGAUGAAAAGUUUAUGUCGUUUGACUCUGCAUCCGUUUCGCGUACAGCUGAUAACGCAGGAAAGGGCUGGGUAGGAAUGAUAUCUAAAGCUUUAGACCUACCCAAGCGAGAAAUCAUAAGGUUCGAUGGUCAUCCUAUGAACUACUGGAGUUUCAUACGAAAUUUCGAGGAUUGUUUUGAUGAAAGCGUCGGACCUCGAUCUAAGUUAAACUUCUUGAUUCAAUAUUGUGAUGGUGAAGCUAAGGCUACCAUUGUUCAUUGUACAUUGCUUCAACCGGAAGAAGGUUAUCGUAAAGCGUUAGAGCUUUUUGAGGAAGAAUUCGGUCAGAAACACGUAGUCUUCCCUGCUAUUAAGGAGAUCGACUCAAAUAGUUUAAGAAGGCUAGCUCGAGAGAUGUAUAUCUGUGAGCUUACGCUCACACAAAUGAACUACCUGUCCGAUCUUAAUUCUACGAAAACCAUCGAAAGCAUGUUAUUAAAACUUCCACCACACCUACAGAGGGAAUGGGUUAAAAUAGCAUGUCGAAUUCUUAAGACGGGUAGAGAGCCUUUAUUCAAUGACCUCUGUGAAUUUGUUAAAGAACAGUCAGAUAUAGCUAACACUAGAUACGGCCUGCUUGUCAACCGCAGCGAUGAUGUCGACAAAAGAGGUUUUGAUGCUUUAAAAGGGAAAGCUGCCGCAAGUUACAACAUAGCAACGGUAGCACAUGCAAACAGUAAUGACAGCAAUACUUCCUUACAUAAUCCACCUUGUCCAGAUUGCUGA
Molecule: messenger RNA, 978 nt
Organism: Schistosoma turkestanicum
Lineage: Eukaryota; Metazoa; Platyhelminthes; Trematoda; Strigeidida; Schistosomatidae
Source: the annotation of a GenBank genome assembly